AUGUUAUGUAUAAAGAAAUUAUAUCACGACGAACUGCUGCAGCUGGCAUUGCUGCUUUCUUUACUACGAAUAGACCCUGAAUCCUACCUUGGUUUGGAUAUUCAAACCAUUGGUGUAGGAUCACUGGAUCUAAACAAUGGUUCAAGAUGGCACACCGAUGCUCAUACAAUAGUACAUCGUCCUAUAUUUGUACAUCCAAAAAAUUUAGACUCCAUGCUUUUAAAUUAUCAGAGAGAUUUAUUUGAAGACUUAAAUUCAUUAGGAAGAUACAAUAGAAUAAAUUCGGGCUUAAAUGAUAUCCAUGCAUACUUGUUAAACAUCGAAGAAUCAGCAAGAGACAUGGCUAUUGCGGGACCCAGUAUAUCGCUUUCUACUAAUCCAGCUAGAAAUAUGACAUCACCAGAUCCAGCAAAUUCUUCGCAAAUACCCAAUGAACCAACUAGUACAGCAGAACUUACUCAAGAGGACAUGGAUUUAAUCGAGGUGCUUUGGAAACAAGACGUGGAUCUGGGAUUCACACCAUUGGUAGAGUCCACUGCUUCUCCAAAGAAGCCAUCCACAUCGGAAAAGGAAACCGACGAUGAGAUCGAAAAACUAAAAGCUUUAGAAGCGAUUAAUUCGAACAACGAAAAGAAAGAUACAAAGGAAUUUGAAGAGCAGCCGGAUGAUCCAUGGGCAGGUCUUCCUUAUACUGUUGAUCUCGAAACUGGUGAAUAUAUUCUCAAAUCUACCAAUCAAGGGGAAAGCGGAAAUAGCGCUGUCGAAGAAGACGAUCAGCUUCUCGCGGACGCGUCGUUGGACUUAAACAAUCAUCCCUUAGCUGGAUUAACCGAUGAUUCUCUGGGAUUAACCGAUACCUUAGAGCUUGAAAAUGAUUUUCCCUCGGACUUACUCGGAGGUGGCCUCUUAGGAAGUGCUGCUGUAGAUGGUCUUCUGAACAACGAUACCUUGGGUCUUCCCGACGGAUUCAACCUCGAGGAGGCGCUUCAACUCGUUGGCCUCGAUGAGGCUCAAUCAGAGGAAACGAAGUCGGAAGUAAAGAAGAAGAAGAAAGAAGACGCCGUCGCGGAAUCCGCGAGUGCGAAAGAGGAAACGGCCAUUACUAGCUCGAGCACCGUCGAAGUAUCAAAGUCACCAAGGUGCGAGGAUCCUGAAACCGGCGACAUGAUUCACACACCGCAAUUCCAUCAUCCCCAUCACCCGCACCAUCGUUCCUUCCAGGGUCGCAUGCCAUUUAUGCGUGCUAUGAGCAUGGAACAACGAUGGCAGGAUUUGGCAUCCUUACUAUCGCUACCCGGUGCACCGGAACAUUUUGCACAUCCUGCACAUCCUGGAUACCCAGGGCACGGUAUAAGUCACAGUCAUUACGAAGCACAACGUAAUGUAUUACUUCACAAUGCCACAUUGGCUCCACCUGUGGGUGAUCUAAAUUCUACGAACCCCUAUCACAAUGUUGGUGGGUCUUCAAACCUAGGUUCAGCGGUGGCAACAUCAAUGAAUUUAACGAACAGUAGCGAACCAAUUGGCGCCGAUAGUGGAACAACUUAUAAAUCUGAACCAGCUGAUAUGAUGUAUUAUCAUGCACCAACUUCCGAUUCGAUAAAUCAAACAACCGACGGUUUCCUUUCGUCCCUUCUAAAUGACGAGGACCUGCACCUGAUGGACAUGGCCAUGAACGACGGCAUGUACACCAUGCGUAUGUUAGAUAAUGGUAACAAUAACGCUUCUGGUCCAACGGGAGCAGCGGCCUUGUCAGGAGUUCAGCCAGCUGGUGGUACGACUCCAUCGGCAACAGGCGUUACGACACUUCCGGGUGUAACAGACGAAAGGAUGGAUGCAUCCAGCGAUAGUGCUGUCAGUAGCAUGGGCAGCGAGCGUGUACCAUCCCUUUCAGAUGGCGAAUGGAUGGAAACUGGAUCUAAUUCCAGUCAUACGCAAGCCGAUUCUCAUUACACUAUGGACUAUGCUAGCAAAUUUCGCAUGUCAUACGAUUGUAGCUACUCCGUUUCCGGAAGGAACGCCGGUUCUCCAAGAUGUCAAACCGAGCGUUCCAUGCCUCCGGUUGCUCAGAAAAAGCAUCAAAUGUUUGCAAAACGAUACUUCCAGGAACAAGGAACUGGUUCACCUUUGGGAGCCACAGCACAUCCGACUACUCCAAUGAAGUAUGACUACGACUCCCAUACAGUUGGUGCUGGUGCUCCAGGAAACGCUUAUUCAGGGCCAAUCGAGGGUGCUGCUGGACCACAACCGGAAAUGAAAUACAGCUGUAGCGUAGAUUUCACCCGUCAUCAAUCAGGACGUUCCGCUAUAGAACACGUCCAUCAUAAUCACACGUAUCAUUUACCCGCGGAAAGUUCCGGAUCUCUUCAGCGUCCUGUCUCCCGUGAUAAAAAAGUACGCAAAAGCGAGGGCGAGGAACAUUUAACGAGGGACGAAAAGAGAGCCAGAGCGUUGAACGUGCCCAUUCCAGUAAACGAUAUUAUUAAUCUUCCUAUGGACGAAUUUAACGAACGUCUUAGCAAAUACGAUCUCAGUGAAGCUCAAUUAUCUUUGAUACGUGACAUCAGAAGACGAGGCAAGAAUAAAGUAGCCGCUCAAAAUUGUCGUAAACGUAAACUAGAUCAAAUCAUAAGCCUAGCCGAUGAAGUGAAAGAGAUGAGGGACCGAAAGAUGAGACUCAUCCGUGAACGAGAGUUCAUGCUCAUUGAAAGGCAACGUGUUAAGGAUAAAUUUAGUCAACUUUAUCGUCAUGUGUUUCAAUCUCUGAGAGAUCCUGAUGGCAAUCAAUAUCAUCCAUACGAAUACAGUCUUCAGCAAUCGGCUGAUGGAAAUGUGUUGUUAGUGCCAAGGAAUCAAACGAAUCCUCAUCAUCCUCGUUCCACGACGAUGGAACCGAAAACGAAACCUGAUCCUGAACACAAGGAAUGAAGCUAUCAUGGAAUCACGUUUAAAAACGUUUGAUUAGACAAAUUUUCUUGAUACGGUGAUCGCACUUAAAAGUAUCCUGACGGAUGUACGCGGUGCUAAGAAGAAAACACUUUUACAGUUUUAAGUACAAUAAAAUAAAUGAAAGGUUCAUCUUGAAAGAAGCUUGGUUGCUAAUAUUUUGCAUCAUGUUCGACUAAACAACGAAAUUUUUUAGAUAUUUCAGAGACUCGUAUCGAUUCAUGCUUUUCUUUAAGAUAAUCACCAAACAUAGAAAUACUGAUUGUACAUAUAGUAAUAUUGCAUAAAGAAAUCAAAACACUACACAAAUAGAAGAAAAGUAAAUAACACUCUGAAAAUUUGUUAUAUUUAAAUAAAAUGACUUUAUUUAUUAUUUCGAACAGUGAUAUAAACAUGAGUAUACGUUUAAUGUUUCCCAAAAAAUGUAGUAUCAUAUAGAAUACAUUUUUCAUUUCUUUUUCUAUUAAAACUCAAGGGAACAGUUAUAAUAUUCUAAUUCAAUUAAUGUUGUCGUAUUUGGGAGCUUCGCGAUGAUUUUAAUUAAUCAUUAUGACUUCUCGGGUUUCCAUCGUGUUGGUGUUUUGGUUGCUUACCCAAUACAACCGAAACAUCAAGUUAUGUUAUUCUGAUUUUCUUAUGUUUUGUUGUUCUUUUUCCUUUGAAAUAUACAGGUGAUGAUUUUUAAUUUUUUAAACCAUGCAUAUAUAGAAGUACGUUUAUUAGGUGCGUCGUUUAUUGAAAAGUUUAACACAUCUCUUUCAGUUAUUUCAUCUAUGAAUACAUUAUACAUGAUUUAAUCGAUAUGUAAGUGACAUAGAUGUUAAGUGUUUAAGAUCGUAUUGAAGUGUGAUUAAUUAAAAGAAUCUUAAUCGAAUGACGUUACUUCCAAAAUUAUUAAACUUGCCAAACAUCAUAUUGUAUUGAUAAAGGUACAUAGAGCGCUGUCAUGAGUCUGUUGUACACGACUCAAUGCAAGUGAAGUAAAAAAACAAUUAUAUAAUGAUGCCAGUAAAAUAAAUAAUUUUAUUGCUUUAAAUUGUUCGUAACUUGAUGACAAAAAUGUCAAUAAGGUGUAAUGCAGAAUUAGAUUUACAUUUAAAUUGGAAAUUAAAUGAAAAGAACAAUCGAAACGAUAAAAGGCAAAUGUCAGAAACCUUGAAUGUUAUACAUUGUUCGAUGAACUACUUAAUAUACUGUACAAAAACUGUUCCAAAAAUAUUACAUUUCAGUCCAUACAAGUAUAUAUAUCAACAAUCAACUGUAAUAUACAAUGAUGAAAAUAUAGAGUAAAUAAUGUGACUAUGUGCAUACUUUUAAAGCGAUGUGUUGUGUACUGUUACAAUAUUAAUAAUAGUAUUGAUUAAAAUACGAACAGACGUAAUAAAUACACAUAUUUUUAUAAAAUAAGAAACGAGUAAAGUUCAGGUAUGUCACAUUUGCCUUUAUAUGUAUAUAUUAAUGUAGUUAGAAUAAUUUUCUAUAAAUAUUAUAUAUAUAAAUAAAUAUAUAGAGAGAACAUAUGAAUGUAUGUACACGCAUAUAUGUAUGUAUAUAUGCGUAUAUACAGACACGUUAUUACGAUAAAAAUAAUUGAAAAGGAUAUGCUGUUUAUGCCGACAAUUUAUAACAGUCAACUCUUUAUUAACAUUUACAUACACAAUUGUAUUUAUACUAUUGGGUGUAGGCUGCCUUUACAUACUGUACUUAGCGAGCGGAGACCACGUUGUUAAGAAGAACUAUCAUAAAAAAAAAAGAAUAAUUUAUAAUUACUCUGUUCGUGGACUGUACAAACGAACCAGAUUUAUAUGAACCUUCGAUUUUAUCCGAUCAUAUUUUAAGAUCUUUCAUGUCAUUAAAUUUCUAUAUUGUAUAAAUAAAGCUGAAUAAACCUUUGGGGAAAGUACUGUAUA
Molecule: messenger RNA, 4856 nt
Organism: Osmia lignaria (orchard mason bee)
Lineage: Eukaryota; Metazoa; Arthropoda; Insecta; Hymenoptera; Megachilidae
Gene: cnc
Product: NFE2 like bZIP transcription factor cap-n-collar
Biological process (GO): regulation of transcription by RNA polymerase II
Cellular component (GO): nucleus
Molecular function (GO): DNA-binding transcription factor activity, RNA polymerase II-specific; RNA polymerase II cis-regulatory region sequence-specific DNA binding
Source: RefSeq, a predicted model, not a curated record